Adineta steineri is the source of this 987-nucleotide messenger RNA. The record is from the annotation of a GenBank genome assembly. NCBI's taxonomy places the organism in Eukaryota, Metazoa, Rotifera, Eurotatoria, Adinetida, Adinetidae.
AUGAAAAUAAUUGGAAAAAUUAAAAAUAUUUCUCGAAAUAUAAAAUAUCGUUAUGAUAAAAAAGAUGAAGACGAUGCAAUUAAUCUUGUUGAUUCAUGUAAUGAAUGUAAAGAUAAUACUAAUGAAAAUCUGUUAAUAUUUAUUCAAUUUAUUCGUCGAAUACGACUUUUAUUUAUUCUUCGAUAUAUUAUUUUAAUUCCUUUAUGCAUUUAUUUAUUUAUUAUUAUAACUCCAAUUAAAAAUGUGAAAUCAUUUAUACCAAUGGAAGUUGAACAAUCAAAAAAUUUUCUUAUUGUCGUUGCUCAUCCAGAUGAUGAAUGUUUAUUUUUUAGUCCAACUAUUAUUGGAUUAGUAUCUCGUGGAAAAAUCGGUCAUAUUCUUGUUUUUUCAACUGGUAAUAGUGAAGGUUUAGGACCAAUUCGUGAAAAAGAAUUAAAUGGAAGUUGUCAACAAUUAGGUAUUGAUUUAUCACGAUGUUUAUCAUUGAAUUUAACUGAUUUACAAGAUAAUCCUCAUCGUUGGUGGCCAAAAUGGAAUAUUUCAGAUAUUGUACAAAAAUAUGUAAAAAAAUUUCAUAUUGAUUUAUUAAUAACAUUUGAUCGUGGUGGUAUCUCUGGUCAUAUUAAUCAUAAAUCUGUUGCUCUUGGAAUUGAAUAUUAUAUUGAAAAAAAUUUAAAAACACCAUUAAUCUAUAGAAUUUCAACUGUUACAUCAUUAUUUGAAUUUUCUUCAAUAUUAGAUAUAUUUCGAACAUUAAUCAAAUUUAUUCCUCGUUUAUUACGAAGUUUAUUUUCAACAAUAUUACCAUUUUUAUUUUCAUCACCAAAUGAUCAACGUAUUUUAUUUGUUAGUUCACCCUUCGGAUAUUUUCAAGGUUUAAAAGCAUUUCAUGCUCAUCGAUCACAAGUACUUUGGUAUAGACAUCUAUAUACAACAUUUAGUCGACAUAUGUUUAUCAAUGAUUUAACUAAAGUUUCAAUCAAUUAA